Molecule: messenger RNA, 3156 nt
Organism: Notothenia coriiceps (black rockcod)
Lineage: Eukaryota; Metazoa; Chordata; Actinopteri; Perciformes; Nototheniidae
Product: protein-tyrosine kinase 6-like
Exons: 8
Coding region: 182-1720 (512 amino acids)
Biological process (GO): protein phosphorylation
Molecular function (GO): protein binding; protein tyrosine kinase activity; ATP binding
Source: RefSeq, a predicted model, not a curated record
CAGAGGAUAAGCCCACAGGCAGCGGUUUCACUGUAGGGCAUUCCCAGGACUCAUCACGCGGCAUCACGCUCUACCUGUCCAACAGGUGAGGCCAGCUCACGCGCAGCAGAGGGAGAAGGCUCCAAAACCGAGCGGGGAGGCCACUCUAGGAGGGGGGGUGCGGGAGCAUUCAUGGUCAUCUAUGGGCGAGUGUCUACGGAAAGCUUGCCCAUGUCUGGAAACACUAUGGCAGAGGAUUUUCAGCGACAAGAAGCCUCCUCCUGGAGAAGGAGGAGGGAGUAGUGGUGGUGGUGGGGAAGUAGGAGGGGGGGGCAGCAGCAGUGGCGGUACCGGAGGGUCGAGCCCACCGAGCCCGGCCCCGGACUCUGAGGAGGGGUCUGAGAGCGGCUCCAUUUUCCGGGCGCUGUGGUCGUUUGAGUCUCGGCACCCGGAAGAGCUGUCCUUCCAGGAGGGGGAUCUGUUCAGCGUCAUCAACCGCACGGGGGACUGGUGGACCGCGCGCAGGAUCAACAAGAACGGGCGCGUGCUCGACACCGGGGUCGUGCCCAAAAACUACCUGGACCGGGCCGACUCUCUGCAAACGCAACCGUGGUUUUUCGGGACAAUGAACCGCAUUGAGGCUCAGAGCCACCUGAUGGGAACAGGAAAUGACUCGGGAGCUUUCCUCAUCCGUCACAGCGAGAAAGACCACGUGGGAUACGUUCUGUCAGUGAAGGCGAGCGUUCGGGUGAAGCAUUUCAAGGUGCACACAGCAAAUGAGACUAAUUUCUACAUAGAGCACAACCUCCAGGUCACCUCCCUGAUCGACUUGGUGGAGCACUACUGCGCCAACGAGCUGAACAACACCGGCACGCUUGGAAACCCCUGCAAGAGGAAAAAGCCUCCUACCACAGAUCUGAGUCACUUUACGGUGGACGAGUGGGAGCUCCCGAAAGACGAGUUCACGCUGUUGGAGAUGCUGGGCAGCGGAUACUUCGCUGACGUCUACCGGGGGUGCUGGAAAAACCACAUCAACGUCGCCAUCAAGAUCCUCAAAAGCGACUCUGAGUUGAACCACCGUGAGUUUCAGAGGGAAGUGCAGAUCCUGAAAAGCCUCCGCCAUCGUCACCUCAUCUCUCUGUUUGCCACCUGCACGGCCUCUACUCCGUACUACAUCAUCACCGAGCUGAUGGAGAAAGGCAGCCUGCUCGACUUACUCAGAGGUCCAGAGGGGCGUAAUCAAGACAUUGCGGCCCUCGUUGACAUGGGUGCCCAGGUGGCUGAUGGGAUGUCGUACCUGGAGCAAAAUAACAGCAUCCACAGAGAUUUAGCGGCUCGAAAUGUCCUGGUGGGGGAGGACUACAUCUGUAAGGUGGCCGACUUUGGACUGGCCAGAGUGAUCAAGGAGCCUUUCUACAUCACAGAAGAUAAAAAGAUUCCCUACAAGUGGAGCGCUCCUGAGGCCAUCAGCCACGGGAAGUUCUCCAACAAGUCGGACGUCUGGUCUUUCGGUGUCCUGCUUUAUGAGAUUAUGACACAUGGAGGCACUCCUUACCCAGCCUUUAGCAACCAGGAAGUUUUCGAGCAGGUGUCAAACGGCUACAGGAUGUCGGCGCCGUCCAACUGCCCCAACUCGCUCUAUGAAAUCAUGCUGCAAUGUUGGAGCUUCGAGCCUGAUGACCGGCCGGACUUCAAGACCGUCAAAGCCAAACUGGACAGCAGCUUCUACGAGCUGGAGUGAUUCUUCAGGCUUUUGCUUGAAAGGACAUUGAUUGUGUGUGUGUGUGUGUGUGUGUGUGUGUGUGUGUGUGUGUGUGUGUGUGUGUGUGUGUGUGUGUGUGUGUGUGUGUGUAAACCUACAAAGCCUGAUGUAUUUUAUUCAGUCCACAAGGCCUGCAACUAUUAAUUAUUUCCAUCAUUGAAUAAUCUGAAGUUUUUUUCUUUUUUUUAAGAGCUGAAACAUUUUCAAAAGAAGAACUCUAGUCAUUUUUUAAAGUAAAAAUAAAAUAAAUCUCUUCAGCUUGUACAGUGUGAGCAUUUGAAGUUUUAUCUAGUUGUAUGUAACGAUAUAUUGGAAUAUCUUUAGGUUAUGGUCUACUUGUAGGAUAAAAAAUACAUUACAUUAUGUUCAUUUGGGCUCUAAAGGGACUCUAAACUCAGACUGUGUUGCCAACAGUUUCCAUUAAUUGGUGCCGGAGGAAAUGCAAGUAGAACAAAUGUCUUCAACUAAUAUUUUGAGUCAUGACAACCUCAAAAGCAAUAAAGAGAAAUACACCACAACCUCAAAAGCAGCAGCCUUCAGGAAUAUAAUUUUGCAAGAUCAAAUGUCUCACUUGUUAAACUCUGUCUGCAAUAUAAACCUUUGGCCAGCAAGGGGCAGCGCAGUCACAUCUGAAGAUUGUCUUGCAUUCUUUUCUAAUAAGUGAUGCACAAAUGACUCACAAUUGCUUUCCUACAGAACAAACCCAUCCAGUAUUUCAACAGUUUCUCUCAAAAAUAACCAAAUCUAAGCUGCUAUAAACUGUAAUUGGAUAAGAAGUCACAUUAAUCUACCUUGCCGUCUUAAAGUCACUUCUUGCAUCAGUAACAAAUCAGCACUCCUUGAAACAAGCAAUGAGACCAACGAGUCAUUAUUUUAUUCAAAAAAGUUGCUUAAAGUUGUGUAAUAUGAUUGUAUUUCUUCUUCCUUAAUCUUAGGAAGGCUUAGAGAGUUCCUGAUCUCCAGGUAAAAAUAACUACCAAUAAUAAACUACUUAAUCAACUAUAUUUGAACAUAUCUUUGAUUUAAUGUCCCAUUUUGUAACCAGUUCUUUUAAAUUGUCAUUGAGUGUUUUAUCAUCUAUGUUGCUGAUGAAACGCACUGCAACACCUUCACAUUAUUUUUAGAGUCAGACAUGUAACUGAUUCACUGCAGCAGCAGAAGGACUGUCUGACUUUGGAGUCUUAUCAAACUCCGGCCUAACCAAAACAACUUCUGUGAACGUUUUUCCAGUGAAAUCUGAUGCCACCACAACGUGACUCACUGCAUAGGGUCCUCUGUAGAGGAUACCUUUUGUAUUGUACCUGUCUUUGUGCCAUUUAAUAUGCAAUGACGUUCUGAAUCUAUAACUAAUGUAAAAAUAAUGACUAAGUAUUGAAUAGUGUGUGUUUUUUAUUGCUCACCUUCAGACUAUUAAA